ACAUGUGUUUAGUGGGCUGAUUUUGUGGUAUUGGUCAUGUAACUCAUGGUGUACUGAACUCGACGUGCUUGGUGAACCACGCCUGUAGGGUAGAGUCCGCCUUCGCAUUAUAUACAGGGCGCCAUUAUCCACAUAGUCUUUCCCCUGGUAUCUCAAGUAGUGUAAUUCGGCCAACUUCCAUGUGUCCAAAGCCCACGUUAUGGAAUUGAGUGACGAGAUUUCGCUAAACCACGCACCUCCCCCGGAUCCAGCAGGGGCAUUCCAAUCUUCCCGCUCCGGCAGUUUCAACCCCAGAUUCUUACUCCUCAUCUUUAUUUCCCACGAGUUGAAGACAUCUCGAUGGAUGCUCAUGCGACCGCUAUUCAGAACGCAUCCGGCGAGUCGUUUGUCGUCGCUGCAUCGUGUGCUUCCGUUUGUAGGGUAGAAGGUUCCGUUAGUUGGUGAUACAUAUAUACUUGCCAUUCGAUUCCGAGUCGGAAACUUC
Messenger RNA from Periconia digitata, 484 nucleotides. Lineage: Eukaryota; Fungi; Ascomycota; Dothideomycetes; Pleosporales; Periconiaceae. The record is from the annotation of a GenBank genome assembly.